Messenger RNA from Trichechus manatus latirostris (Florida manatee), 1715 nucleotides. It is a transcript of the gene IL4I1, whose product is annotated as interleukin 4 induced 1. The record is from RefSeq and is a predicted model, not a curated record. Bases 33 to 1715 code for a protein of 560 amino acids. Lineage: Eukaryota; Metazoa; Chordata; Mammalia; Sirenia; Trichechidae. Gene Ontology annotation, biological process: amino acid catabolic process. Gene Ontology annotation, molecular function: L-amino-acid oxidase activity. The transcript has 7 exons.
GAUGACGUCUGUCCCAGGCUAACAAAAAGGCCAUGGGCACUGAGAGGGUACCCCAGAGCCAGCCAUGCACCCCAAGCCUCCUCAUCCUCAUCCCCAUCCUUCUCAGCCUGGCCACCUCCCUGGACGGGAAGGCCACCCACAGCCAGGACCCUUUCGAGAAAUGCAUGGAGGAUCCUGACUACGAGCAGCUGCUCAAGGUUGUGAUCUUGGGCCUCAACCGGACCUCCAAGCCCCAGAGGGUGAUUGUGGUUGGUGCUGGUGUGGCUGGGCUGGUGGCUGCCAAGGUGCUCAGCGAUGCCGGGCACAAGGUCACCGUCCUGGAGGCAGACAGCAGGAUCGGGGGCCGCAUCUUCACAUACCGGGAUGGGAAGACGGGCUGGAUUGGGGAGAUGGGGGCCAUGCGCAUGCCCAGCUCGCACAGGAUCCUCCACAAGCUCUGCAAGAGCCUGGGGCUCAACCUGACCCGCUUUAUCCAGUACGAUGAGAACACGUGGACAGAGGUGAAUGGUGUGAAGCUGCGUAACUACGUGGUGGAGAAGAUGCCUGAGAAGCUGGGCUACAACCUGCGCCCCAGGGAGAAGGGCCACUCACCCGAGGAAAUCUACCAGAUGGCCCUCAACAGGGCCCUCAAAGAUCUCAGGACGCUGGGCUGCGAAUGGGCCCUGAAGAAGUUCGAAAGGCACACACUCCUGGAAUACCUCCUCAGGGAGGGGAACCUGAGUCAGCCGGCCGCGCGGCUCCUGGGGGACGUGAUGUCCAAGGAUGGCUUCUUCUACCUCAGCUUCGCCGAGGCGUUGCGCGCCCACAGCUGCCUCAGCGACCGGCUCCGGUACAGCCGCAUCGUGGGCGGCUGGGACCUGCUGCCACGCGCUCUGCUGAGCUCGCUGUCAGGGCCCAUGCUGCUGCACACGCCGGUGGUGGCGGUGAAGCAGGGACAGCGCGAGGUGCAAGUGCACGUCUCCACGUCGCGCGGAGCCAGCUUGCAGAAGGUGCUGACCGCGGACAUGGUGCUGCUGACGAUGAGCGGGCCGGCGCUGCAGCGCGUCAGCUUUUCGCCGCCGCUGUCGCACAAGCGGCAGCACGCGCUGCGUUCGCUGCACUACGUGGCGGCCACCAAGGUGUACCUGAGCUUCCGCCGGCCCUUUUGGCGUGACGAGCACAUCGAGGGCGGCCACUCGAGCACCGACCGCCCGUCGCGCAUCAUUUUUUACCCGCCACCCGGCGAGGGCGCGCUGCUGCUGGCCUCGUACACUUGGUCAGACUCGGCGGCGCCCUUCGCGGGCCUGAGCCUGGACGAGGUGCUGCGCGUGGCGCUCGACGAUGUGGCGGCGCUGCACGGGCCCAUCGUGUACCGGCUCUGGGAUGGCACCGGCGUGGCCAAGCGCUGGGCGGAAGACCCGCACAGCCAGGGCGGCUUCGUGGUGCAGCCGCCGGUGCUCUGGCACCAGGAAAAGGACGAGGGGCACACCGUCGACUGGGCGCUCCCCUAUGGUCGCGUCUACUUUGCCGGCGAGCACACGGCCUACCCGCACGGUUGGGUGGAGACGGCCGUCAAGUCGGCGCUGCGGGCCGCCAUAAGGAUUAACAGCCGGAAGGAGCCCGGGCACAAGGCCGAGCACCCCCGGCUAGGCAACUCGAAGGCAGCGACCACCCAUCAUCCGACCCAUAAGCCGGUCUCCUCCCAGCACACAACCCACAAGGGCACCCAACAUUAA